GUGAAAAAUCCACAACCACUGAGAAUUUACUCGCUGAAUGCACGCAGUUUGAAACAUGGCGGUGUAAAAAACUCGCCACGUUCCACUACGAAGGCGAAGACUUUGCAUCCAAGCAAGAAAACCGGCGUAAAUUGCUCACCUGCGCGCUGGAGAUUGAAAAAGCGAACGAAAUCCUGGCGGCGCGUCAACACGACAAACUCGUCGAGUACGACUCAUCAGAUGCAGAAGAAAAAGAUGAAGACCGCGCGAAUAAUUCCGAUUACCUGAUGAGUAUGACCAAAACAUCCAUCAGGAAUAAAUUAUACUUUGAUGAUAAAGUAAAUGAUAUAAUAAAUGAAAUCCAGGAGAGGAAAAGUACAAAACGGAAACUGGAAGCGUUGUUUGGCGAUAAUGGCGGCGAUGGGCGUAACGCAAAAAUGUUUAAACCUAGUUUAAACCUAAAUGAAUUAUUCCCGGGUGAAAAUGGUGCGAAUCGUCGUAAAAAACGUCCGCCGGCACGUAGACAACCAGUUGUACAAGCAACGCAUGCGCAGAUUACUCCCAAUGUGCAGCACGCGCAAGUUUUCCCAUUGGCCACGCCUAUGACCGGGCGGAUACAGACAAACAUGGCGCCGGUGAUUGUGAAUAAGCAGCUGGAACAAUUACCGCAGGUCUGCCUGCUGUGCGACCAGCAGUUUCCGAAAGGCACGUUGCUGGCGAAGCACGUGUUCGACACGCAUGGUAUUGACAUGGCGCAGGUGCUGAGCAGCGAGCCGAUACCCGAAGGCAUGACGCGUACACUGCAUGCCAACCUGCAGAAUCUCCAAGCGAGUAUGCAACCCAACAUACAUAUUCAACCGGAAUUUAAUUCUGAUGUGAAUGUGUUGUUGGAGGAGAAAUCACCGGAGAGUCCGAAGACUGCCAGCGCGGAGAAGAAGAAAAAGUUACCGGAAUUAGUCAAGAUAACCGACUUGAAAACAAAACGUGAAAGUAUUGAAAUGAAAGUUCCUGAAAACGAUGCCCCGCCUACCCUGACAGCCAGUUACGUCUGCCCGCUAUGCCCCGCCUCACUCACGAACAAAACCGAUCUCUACGCGCAUCUGCGCGUACGCCAUGCGCAACACGCGAAACUCACAUGCGGAUUAUGCCUGCAUAUAGGCACCUCAUUACACACGCUACAAGAACAUCUUGAAUCCUGCAUGAAAUCACACAGCAUCAUCGGAUAUUUCGUGUGUCAAGUAUGCAAAUACGCCGAGGACACAAAAAUCCUCGAAAAUCACAUCCUGGUACAUGAUUUCCUCUUGGCUGACUGUAAAAAAGACGGGAAGAUAUUCGACCCGUCUGAUUUCAUGGACACAAAUGAAUCCUGCGAGCCUAAAUUUUACAGCUGCACUGAAUGCGGAUCUUCACUCCAAAGUUUCAAAGAAUACAGCAGUCACAAACGCUCGGAACACUCAAUAUUCCACUGCGAUUUAUGCAAUAAAAGCUAUGGAAGAAACUCACAUUUAUGGAAACAUGUGAAUCGGGUACAUAAAGGUCACCCGAGUGUAACAUGUCAGUUUUGUUACAAGACAUCAGCAUCAAAGUAUCACCUCCUGCAGCAUUUCAACAAAAUCCACACGCAGAAAGCCGGAAGUAUUAGUUUGGGCAGUGCUAUGACUUCAUCAUCUUCAUCUAGUGCUACACCAAAGAUCAAAAACGGUGAAGUGUUAUCCGAGUUUGAAGAGGAUGAUUUCAUGAUGAAGAAAUUCGAUCCGUUUGACUUUCAAUCAGUACGGCAGAGUUUCAUGCGUGCUGAGAUGGAAGCAAAGAAGACUACUCUUCAACAACAACCAAUGCAUGACACGGAUAUUCCUAAAAAUAAAUCUAGGAAUACAGAAAUGCGUGAUUUAUCCUCCCUGAAGAUGCCGACUGUUCCCCCGAAGGAACUGGACUCAUCCUCGACGAUUUAUACAAAUAUCAUCACGAAUUACACGCCGCCAACUAAUGACGGUGAAUAUAAAUGCCCCAAAUGUUCCAAAGCGUUCCACAAACGCACACUACUCAAGAAACACAAGAAAAACUGUCGGCCAAGACUACAAAAAGAUUUACUAACAAGAUGUAAGUCUUGUUCGAGGAUUUUCAAAGACCGGCAAUCACUGGCGAAGCAUUUAGUGAAUUAUCACUCCGAAUAUUCAUGCGAGAUGUGCGAUGAGAAGGUGCAAUCAAAAUGCGAGAUUGUCUCACAUAUAAGAUUCACACAUCCAGGGAGUCAUCUGAACUGUCAACAUUGUGGUAAUGUUUUAAGAAAUAACGAUCUUUUAAGGGCGCAUUUACAAGACCACGCGAAUUCAUUCGUGUGUCAAUUCUGCGGGGAUAUUUUACCAUCAAAAAUCAAACUAAAGAUGCAUAUUUUGUCUUUACAUAGGAAGAUAUUAUCCCUGAGUUGUGGUGUGUGUUUAAAACUGUUUGAAAGCCAGCAUAUUCUGCGGGAUCACGUGAGGAUGGUGCAUAGAGAAGCGCUGCAACCACUGACUAGUUGUACUGUUUGUGGGAAGAACUAUGGAUCAAAAUGGAAGACGUAUGAUCACUUGAAUAAAUCCCAUGGGCGAGUAUUUCGUGCUUGUAAAGUCUGUCUGGAAGUGUUUAAUAACGAACAGGAGUUGCAGACGCAUGUGGAUAUGCAUCACUCGAAAGGUAUGAAGAAAUACACACCGACUGAGAGUUUGCCUCAGUUUAAACAAGAAGAACAAGUGCACAGGAGUGAUAUUGAGGAUGAAUCGGAGGUGGAUGAUGAUGAUGGGGGGAUUAAAGAUGAGUAUGAAGGGAAGUCUAUACUUGAGAAGCAUCUAGUCGGCGCGUAUGUACACAAGAGCAAUAAUAAUUCAAAUAGUAAUGCAAAUACGAAUUCACAAACGAAACAAAAUGGCCUCUCUAUGUCUCCCAUGACGCCGAAGAGUCAAGGUAAUAAGCAUGCGCAUAGUGAAGAGUUGAUUAAUUCCAGUAAACGCACGGUUUAUGUGAACUCAAACGAUCCAUCCGUGUGUGAUAUCUGUCACAAGAACUGGCCGGCGAAGAAACACCUCUGGCAGCAUUAUAUAAGGUGUCACAAACAAGUCGCCGCGACUGUGUGUGGGAUUUGUUUGUCUACGAAUAAAAGCUAUGCGGAUCUACAGCGACAUUUGAAUAGUGAGCAUCCUACUCUACUGCAUGGAAAAGGGUUUGGGUCGAAUUUUAUUUGUAGGAUUUGUGGGAGGUAUCAUAAUGCGAGUUCGAAGUUGAAGCUACACAUGGCGAUUCAUAUUAAAUUCGAUUGGUCGUUGUUGGACAACCCGCCGAACACGCAGAGUAUGAAUAUGAAUAUGAAUAUUAAACAGGAACAAGUUCAAGGGAAUGAUUAUGAAGAUGAAGAAGAUGAGGAGCAGGAUGAUUUGCCUGAAGAGAAGAUUAAGUUUAAAGUGAAGAUUAAACCGCCGGUGAAGAAUGAAGUUGAGAUGAAUGAUAAUAAUGAAGAUGUGAAUUUUGAGAGUAUGAUUGAACAGGUGGAAUGCAGCACGAAUUCGUCGAGUAGUUCGGAGAGUGAGGGUGAAGGUGAAGAAGUUGAAGAGGCUGAAGAUGAUGGUGAUGGUGAGGAGGGUGAAGAUGUUGAAGAUGAUGAUGAGGAUGAUGAAGAUGAAGGUGAAGUUGAAGAAGAUGAAGAGCAGAAUGUUUCACAGGCGGAGGAAGAAGAGCAGAUUGAUGAUGAGCAGGAAGUUGAAGAAAUGUCGGAUGAUGAUGAGGAUGACGAUGAUGACGAAGGUGAAGAUGAUGAAGAUAUGGAGGAAGUACCAGAGGCUGCACAGGAGAUAAAAUCCGAGGUGGAGAUUUUCGAAGAAGAAAUUGAAGAAGAUGAAGUAUUAACUGAAGAAACAGAAAAUGAUCAUGAUAAUGAUAAUGAAAACAUCCAAGAGCAGGAUAUGCAAGAGCAAGAACAAGAACAAUUCGAAGAGCAAGAAGAAGAUGAAGAAGAAUACGAAGAAGUUGUUGAAGAAGUAGUCCAUCAGGACGACCUCACAAUAUACGAACAAGAAGAAAUCAUCGAAGAUUCCUACAUUGAAUCAAACGAAGACGGACAAAUCGUCAUCAAACACAUUGUACACCAUGACGUAGAGGAAAUAGACGAAGAUGACGACGAAGAAGAAGAAGACGAUGAUGAAGAUGAAGAAGGCACAAGUUCACUAUCACAAGAGAUAAUCUACGAGCAGGAUCAAGUGACUUACGUGCAAGAUGGCGUCGACUCAGCGGUGCAAUCCAUCUGUUAUGAAGAAGACGACAGCUGUCAUGAUGGCACCGUCGCUGAAGAGUACGAAGUCCAAUCCACAAACGCACCGGGGAUGAAUAACCAGCAUGAGAUCCAGAGUGCAGUCGAUAGUAUCCUCUAAAAGACUAACAGACAAGAAUACUCAUUAUACUAAUGCAUAGUGAUAUAUGACAACAUAACCUAAGAUAUUGUAAGCAGAGGGCGCUGGCAGACACGGCGGAGAUUCAUAUUUUAACACAUUCCAUAUGUUUUUGCUUUUUGAUUUUCGAUUUUUUUCUCUAGGAUAAAGUUUGAGUUCGACAAACAAGAGUUGCCAUAUAUAUUUAAAUAUAGUGUGUACACGUAAGGAUGAUAUAUUUAAACAACCUACAUACAUAUUAUUAACGAUAGCGAUUAUUUUUCUACGUACCGUUUAAGCGCACGACUUUAAUAUUGGAUACUGUAUUCAACUCUAACCUACAAGUUUAAGUUAGGUGUAAGUAAGAUGCGUUACCAACUAAGUUUAAAUUAUGUGUAUGAUGAUGAUCAGAUGAAUAUUGUGACAUUCCCGUGGAGGUUAGUAUUCAUGAAGAAUAACGUAUUUGCAACACAGUCAUUACGUGAAUAAAUAUUUUCUAGAUAAAA
Dalotia coriaria is the source of this 4882-nucleotide messenger RNA. RefSeq names its product zinc finger protein 729-like. Gene Ontology annotation, molecular function: DNA-binding transcription factor activity, RNA polymerase II-specific; RNA polymerase II transcription regulatory region sequence-specific DNA binding. Gene Ontology annotation, biological process: regulation of transcription by RNA polymerase II. NCBI's taxonomy places the organism in Eukaryota, Metazoa, Arthropoda, Insecta, Coleoptera, Staphylinidae. Gene Ontology annotation, cellular component: nucleus. The record is from RefSeq and is a predicted model, not a curated record.